Microthlaspi erraticum is the source of this 1980-nucleotide messenger RNA. NCBI's taxonomy places the organism in Eukaryota, Viridiplantae, Streptophyta, Magnoliopsida, Brassicales, Brassicaceae. The record is from the annotation of a GenBank genome assembly.
AUGAGUGUGUCUGUUGAGCAACAGAGAACAAGAUCCCUCCCCCUGAGUCUGGUAAUAGAUUGCUGGGCGCCGCCACAUACUGAAUCUGUGCCAGACUUCCUUACUAAUCUCAGACUGUCGGAUCUUUACAACCUUCCCGGUGUUUCUGUGCCAAUGAAUCCGAAGAUCUUUAGCGCAAUGAGAGCAGGGAACAUAUAUCUUCUGGAGAAUAUGAAAACCUCUGUAACACCAAUGACAUGUCUCAAGAACGAUAAAGGAGACUCCGUUCUUCACCUUGCUGCUGCUUUGGGCCAUGAUGAACUCGUGGAGAGGAUAAUCUCUGAAUGUCCAUCUCUGCUUUUGGAACAAAACUGGAAGGAUCAGAUCCCAAUCCAUGCUGCUGCGUAUGCUGGUCAUCUAGAUGUUGUCAAGACUCUUGUUGCAUCGAUAGCAUAUUUCUCAGGUAAGAUAUUAUCUGAAGAAGAGAGGGAGAGAUUUAAUGUAUAUGUUCUUAAGGACAUAGAUGGAGAUACUCCUCUGCAUGCAGCACUGAAGGGGGGUCAUCUAGAGACCGCUCUCUGCCUCGUAAAAGCAAACCACCUUGCAUCAUUUCUUCAGAAUAACGCAGGAAUAUCCCCCUUGUAUAUGGCUGUAGAAGCUGGAGGUCUAGCCCUAGUGAAGGAAAUGUUGAACAGUCUGUCUAGGAACGUCCAAGGCCAAGAAUCUAAUUUAGCCUCACGGUUUGAAGGGAGAAAAUCGCUUGUACACGCAGCUCUAAAGGCAAAGAAUACAGAUAUCCUUAAUGUUAUUCUUCAUGAAGAUCCAAGUCUUGGGGACGAGAAAGAUGAAGAAGGAAGGACUUGUCUUUCAGUGGGAGCAUUUGUAGGGUUUCGUGAAGGAGUAUGCAAUCUCUUAGACCGAUCAACCUCAAGCGUCUUUGAAUGCAACGGUGAUGGUUCUUUUCCAAUCCAUAUGGCAGUAGAGAAAGGUCAUAUGGAUGUUCUAGUAGAGAUGAUAAUACGUUGUCCAGAUUUGAUAGAGCUGCUAAACAAACAAGGUCAGAACAUUCUUCACAUUGCAGCAAAGAGUGGGGGAUAUGGGCAUCUAACCAUCAUAGAGCUCAUGAAAAGACUUUAUAGGGAGAAUAAUCAUCUGAUUGAGGAGCAAGAUGAGGAUGGGAAUACACCUCUGCAUCUAGCCACCAUAAAUUGGCGUCCUCGAAUGGUUAGGGAUCUUACUAAGUAUCCUUCAAACGCUACCAGACUCUUAAAAAUACAGAACAAAGAUGGCUUGAGAGCACUUGAUAUUGCAGAGUUAAAUCUACAAUCCAACUACAUCUUCAGGGAGAGAAUGACUUUGAUGGUCUUGUUAUCCGCUUACAAACCAAAAGGUUAUGAUAGGAUACCCCCAAGUGGGAUGACACUACGAAGCAGAUCAGAGCUCGCAGAUCCUAACAAGUACAAAGACCGUGUCAACGCCCUUCUAGUGGUGGCAACUCUUAUAGCUACAAUAACAUUUGCUGCGGGUAUUACAUUACCUGGAGGUUUAAACAGCUCUGGCAAAGCCAUUUUGGCCACUGAAUCCAAGUACGAUAUGUUUGUCGGCUUUAUGUUAUUUGACAUUAUAGCAAUGGUAAGCUCUAUUAUAGCAAUAAUUGCCCUUUUAUGGGCUCAGAUGGGAGAUCCAGAACUCGUUCACAAAGCCUUUCGAUUGGCCUUGCCAUCGCUGUCUAUGGCUUUAACCUCCAUGACGUUGGCAUUCCAAUGUGGCGUGAUGCUUACAACAAGUGGCAACCGUUUUAUUCUUUACUUCAUUGGCAUGAUACAAAUUCCCUUCUUUUUUGUGUUUGUUUUGGUCCUUGUCCCUUAUGUUGGCCAAGAAUAUGGACGCCAAUUUGGUAGGUCGAUGGAUAUGUGUCUAUGGAUUCUAUUGGCGCUUGUUACUGAAGACGAUGCUGAAACAUAUCACAACUCUGGCUCUUGUCAAACCCGUGGUUUGUGA